AUGCUUGUCUACCUGCGGGAUAAAAUCAAGAAACGAAUUCGAAGCUUUAAGCUUGCUAGGAGAAAAUUGUGGGACACUUCUGAUGAAGCAUAUGUAAAACAUUAUAAAGAAGAACCUGCGGAAGAUAUUGGCAUGCGUGGAUAUCAGAACCAGUCGCUCAUAGACCUAUCUACUUUGACGGGUUGGCUAUUAGACCUUGGCUGCGUCGAAGAAUUUAUCGACACAUACAUUGAACCUCAACGACUCCAUCUGGCAAGCGCACCUGCAUCAGUUCGCUUCUUGGACAUGUGGUUUCUAUUUCCCAUCGGCGCUCUUGUCUAUGUUCGCGACAACAACACUCCACAGAAGAUCUGGAGGGUUGUUCAGACUGCAGGCGGCCGCAAGUGGAUGUCAAAAGCACCCCUAGUCUCAGAGGGCUCCAAUGAAAAUGCCUUUUCGGAUUUUGUUUUGGAUUGUUACUACCUUGAUUAUUCUGGCCGCGAAUAUGUGCCUGUUUACGCUAGGUUCAGCAUCACAAACUUCGCAGGAAUCCAGUCUACAGCUACCCUACCAGUGAUUCCGUUUACUACGGCAUUGGAUCUUGGAUAUGUUAUCAAAGAGGAGUGGUUGGCACGCGCGGCAAAAUUUCAAGAAUUGACACAGGUCAGCCAUCGACAUUAUAGCGGAAGAAAAAACGUCUCUAUAUACUCGGAAAGAAUCGAUAGUGAAAUCAUAGUGGACUUUCAGAGGGCCAUUCAAGAAGUAUCGUCGUGGAAUCCAACAGCGGGCACCUCGCUCCAGCCGCACAUUGAUGACAAUCAUGAGAGGCCCAGCGACACGGACCCUGACAGCCAGUGGAGUCGAAAAUUCACUCAAGAUUUCAUCGCUACUGAGACCUUGAAGUGGGAUCAAUGGGCGAAAAAAGGCAGCGGACCAACCGACGAAGAGGACCUAUUUCUACUGCCAGAUAGAAUUUUUGCAUUUGUGCUCAAAACUCGAACUUGGGCCUGUCUGCAUUUGGGAAAGAAUGCGUUUGGUGAAGAACAACUGACGGAAAUCAUACCUCAGAAUCAUCCUUGGGACAAUCUCGAGCUUCCUUUGGGCCAUAAGGAAAUUGUGCAGUCUCUUAUUGAAUCCCAUUUCUCCAACAAUGUGGGCAAACAAAUGCACUUCGACUUGGUGAAAGGCAAAGGAAAAGGAGUCAUUAUUCUGCUUCAUGGUGUGCCAGGAGUCGGCAAGACCUCAACUGCAGAAUGUGCCGCCGAGAGUAAUGGGAGACCAUUGUUACCCAUCAUCUGUGGUGAUCUUGGCUUAACUCCAAGCGAGGUAGAGGUUAAAUUACAGCAUAUAUUUAGGCUAGCCCAGGCAUGGGGCUGCGUGAUGCUCCUCGAUGAGGCAGAUGUCUUUUUAGCCCAGAGAACUGCGACUGAUACAGAACGAAAUGCCCUAGUGUCUGUGUUUCUGAGAACACUUGAGUAUUAUGAAGGCAUUCUCUUCCUUACUACAAACCGUGUGGGUGUGUUUGAUGAAGCCUUUAAAUCUCGAAUCCACAUUUCGUUAUAUUACCCACCACUUCAACAAGAUCAAACGCUCAAAAUUUGGAACUCGCAUAUCCAAAAGGCAACUCAAGAUCCGCGCAUCAAAAUUGACAGUGAACAACUCAUUCUCUGUGCCAACGACAUCUUUGAGCGCCAACUCGAUCCGCAGUUCGGCCCAGUUUAG
Molecule: messenger RNA, 1701 nt
Organism: Trichoderma virens Gv29-8
Lineage: Eukaryota; Fungi; Ascomycota; Sordariomycetes; Hypocreales; Hypocreaceae
Exons: 7
Coding region: 1-1701 (566 amino acids)
Molecular function (GO): ATP binding; ATP hydrolysis activity
Source: RefSeq, a predicted model, not a curated record